AUGUGUUACUACAGUAAAGAAAAUGCGGGCUACGAAUGUGUUUUCAAUAACGUGCAGAUCGGUGAAUACGAGAUCGUGACGGUGGAAUUCUUUGCUGCCGAAGUACGAGCGGAAAACGUUACCUCCGUGGUGUUUCAGAACUCAUCCAUCUUCAAACUGCCCAAGGUGCUGUUGCAGGCGUUUCCAAAGGCUACGGUGCUAAAGUUGGAAAAUUUGCAGCUAAGCACAAUUGAACGAGGUGCCUUCGAACAGGCUCAACAGGUGGAGCAGUUGUAUCUUAGUUUCAACAACAUUGGUCAGCUUGAACCGGGCGUUUUUGAUGGACUGCAUUCGGUAUUUCUGCUAGACCUGGAUGCAAACGGACUGUCGCAAUUCCCGGCGGGAUUGAUCCCCAACGAUUCGAAUCUUUAUUCGAUUUCACUCAUGAACAAUCGUCUCACACGCAUGGAGGACAACACAUUCACGAAUGCGCCGUCGCUCGAGUACGUUUAUGCUUCUAGUAACAACAUUGAAUACUUUGACCUCAGCAAAAUCCCCGAGGCGGUCAUGGUGAAUGUGAGCUACAACCGGUUAACGGAAGUGAAGAUUCCAACAAAGUUGAAAUUCCUGUAUGCCUCCAACAAUCGCAUUAACCGUAUCGUGCCCAGUGGAGAAAACAAAAAACUGAGAGAACUCUACCUAUCGAACAACAAGCUGACCGACAUCUCCUGGCUUUCCAAGUUUCCCGAACUAAAAACCCUCGAUUUGAGGCACAACGAACUCACGGAUGUCACCUCGAAACACUUUCCAUCGCAAAUGAAGCUGAAAACGCUAUUGCUGAGGAACAAUCGGCUGGUCACUUUCGAUUUAGCAAAGGUGUCACUGGGGCAGCUUCGAGUGUUGGAUUUGUCCAACAAUCGGUUGACCUCCGUGGAGCAUAAUAGUCCGUUGUUUGAUAAACUUCAAAAGCUCUAUCUGCAAAACAACAGCAUCAAGACGCUGAAUCUAUCGGCCAACAACAGCAUUAAGGAGAUUUGGCUUACUCAUAACGAUUGGGAUUGUGCUAACUUGCGCCAGCAGCUUCAGGUGAUUGACUUUAGUGCUACCCUAGGACAUGAUAUCUCGUGCAAACCGGGCUACACACUGCUCACUGAGUUGUGCUGCAAGGAGCACGCCACCGGCUGA
This is a messenger RNA of Anopheles aquasalis, 1164 nucleotides long. RefSeq names its product chondroadherin-like. Gene Ontology annotation, molecular function: protein binding. The record is from RefSeq and is a predicted model, not a curated record. Gene Ontology annotation, cellular component: extracellular matrix. NCBI's taxonomy places the organism in Eukaryota, Metazoa, Arthropoda, Insecta, Diptera, Culicidae.